UAAAAUAAAGUGACCCGAUAAUUAAGAAUUAGUUAACAGCUGAUUUCCAUUACCCAAACAUGGAAACAGUUGUUACAAUUAAUAAUUAUAGUUUGUACCUAAUGCGUGUAAUUUAAGCUGGCUCAUCGUUAUAAAAAAAAAAAACAUUAAACUCGUGGUAUUGUAGAAAAAAGUUCACACUCCUUUCUUAUAUAGCUACACAUUUUUCAAGAGAACAUGACUGUAUUUUUUAAUAUAAAGUUUGUAUUUAUUUUGCUAUGCGCGUUUUACUAUUUCAAACAAAUUAAUGCUCAGGAAAACUUACAUUUUAUCGAUAUAGUUAAAAGUCAUGGUUACCCAACCGAAGUUUAUGAAGUUGAAACGGAGGACGGGUACUUAUUGGACAUUUUCAGAGUACCGUUCGGACGAAAUAGUACAACGAAAGUACCAAACAGGUAUCCAUUACUAUUAGCUCAUGGUCUUAUGGGUUCAGCUGAAAAUUUCAUCAUAGGAGGACCAACCAAAGCUUUAACUUACGUCCUAGCAGACCACGGAUAUGACGUUUGGGCAUUCAACGCACGUGGAACUUGGCAUUCCAGAAAACACCGUACUCUGGAUCCCGAUAUUGACAUGAGAGAGUUUUGGAGAUUCACAUGGCAUGAAAUUGGUUAUUACGAUAUCCCAGCUACGAUUGAUUUUAUUUUAAAUGUAACCAACGCUGCAAAAUUACAUUACAUUGGACACUCUCAGGGAACCACGGUAUUUUUUGUUGCCAUGUCAGAGAGGCCGGAAUAUAAUAGCAAAAUUAACGUUAUGAUUGGUAUGGGUCCUUCUGCGCUUUUGAGUCAUAUUAAGCAACCUUUUCUCAAGUUUAUGGCACCAAUGUUCAAAUAUUUACAGAAUCUUGCAGAAUCCUUGAAAGUUUACGAGAUGAUACCAAAAAAUCUUCUUUCAAAUGACGCAGUAAGGUUAUUAGCUAAUAGUUUUUGCGAUGAAAAACCACCUGCCAGAGCUUUAUGUUCAAAUGCACUAGCCGCCAUGGCAGGAUUCACUGAAGAACAACUUGAUCCGGACACUAUUAACUUUAUAGUAAGUAUUGGACCAGGAGGAGCAUCAGUUUAUCAAGGCUUACAUUAUGCGCAAUUAGUACAAACAGGAAAGUUCAUGAACUAUGACUGGGGACCAAAAGAAAACAAAAAAAGAUACAACUCUUCAACGCCACCGGAAUAUAAUUUUAGCAACAUUAUUUGCCCGAUAUCUUUAAUGUAUGGUAAAGAGGACAUCCUUAUAGCAGAAGAGGAUGUUAUAGAGUUGGCAACUAGACUUCCCAAUGUGAUUGAUGUUUAUAAAGUACCAUACGAGCAUUGGUCCCAUAUGGAUUUUGUAUGGGCGAAAGAUGUGGGAAAAUAUAUCAAUAAACAUAUAUUUAGGGUGUUACGAAAAUUUAACUAGUGAAUUAUUAUGAUAAUAAAGUAACGGUCUUAGUA
Messenger RNA from Ceutorhynchus assimilis (cabbage seed weevil), 1466 nucleotides. NCBI's taxonomy places the organism in Eukaryota, Metazoa, Arthropoda, Insecta, Coleoptera, Curculionidae. The record is from the annotation of a GenBank genome assembly.